CUGGCGCGACCCUUGAUCUGGGGGUGGGAAGAGCGAGUAGAAGGUCCGCACUUCCGUCCUCACGACUUUCUCCCCAGGAGACCCAAUAUCAGUGGCAAGCUGCCUUCUCUCCGUGCCGUUGGCAGGUUUGGCGCCUGGAAAACUCUUCACGUUCUGCUUUCUCCUGCUCCUGGCUCCGCCCCAGCUCCAGCCCCGGCAUUCCUCCAGCCCUACCCGUCCCGGCCGCCCCUUUCCCACUGCCUCUAGCGCUAGCGUGCGGGGCAUCUCCGCGUUUGCCCUGGGCCCAAGGCUGGGCUGCGAAGAUCAUGUUCCUCUCGGGCGGAACACGCGCACUCCGUCUUGGGGCUCUCUCCUGAGCUCCCUACUCCACCGAGAGCGCUGAGCGCAGCCGGGAAUUCUCUUCCACCGUGGGCACGCAGCCUUUGGAGGUCCUGAGCGCAGCACUCGGUGUCGUCACACCGCGGUAAGACUGAGACACCGCGGGAACCUUGAGCUUGAAACCACCCUUGAGCCUCUCCAGUCGGAAGAGUACGCGCAGCAGCCCAGCAGAGGCCAGGCGCGUAACCUCGGGCGCCGGGGCACGGAGAGGGUGCUGGGUUCAGGAGCCGGAGGAAGUUCUCGCGGCACCGGGAGCGCGGUGGACGCGCCGGGGCGCACUCCCAGGCCGCCUCCUCCGUGGCCCUCGGGAUUGUUCUCGGGCAGCAAGGAGGAGCUUGCUGGAGACUUCGAGGCUGUCCGGAGCCAGCAAGCAGGAGCGCCGCGUCUUUUGCCUUAGCUGGGAAGGGGGAGUGGCGCUGGCAGGCUGGAGUUGCGAACCCAGCGAGCGCCUGACCUUCCUCUUCUUCCUGACACUCUUAGCGUCUUGGGCUCCAGAGGAAGGUUGUAGGGGCUGCAGGAGGCCCCCAGACCCAUUUUCCUAGAAGGCUGAUGAUGGAUCUGCUGCUUCUGUCCUCGCCGGGGCAUAUGGAACGCGUCGGCGGUGCUUGAGCCAGGCUUUGGUCACCACCGCCCCGGACAAACCCCCACGGCCAGCCCCGCCUGGCAGCUUUGCCUGAGUCCCUUUGCGUUCGGGACCCAAAGCCACCAGCGUCCUUCUCAGGGAGAAGGUGGUUCUCAGGCGCAGCUCCGCCGCGAUGUCCGGGCAGAGCCUGCUACACAGCGUCUUCUCUUGCUCCUCUCCUGCCUCAAGUAGUGCGGCCUCGGCCAAGGGCUUUUCUAAGAGGAAGCUGCGCCAGACCCGCAGCCUGGACCCAGCCCUGAUCGGCGGCUGCGGGGGUGGCGAGGCGGGCGCGGAGGGCGGUGCGCGAGGGGCCACGGCGGGCCGCCUCUACUCCCCAUCACUCCCAGCCGAGGGUCUCGGCCCUCGCUUGGCGUCCUCUCCCCGGGGUCCGCCCCCCAGGGCCACCCGGCUACCGCCUCCUGGACCCCUUUGCUCGUCCUUCUCCACACCCAGCACCCCGCAGGAGAAGUCACCAUCAGGCAGCUUCCACUUUGACUAUGAGGUUCCCCUGGGUCGCGGCGGCCUCAAGAAGAGUAUGGCCUGGGACCUGCCUUCUGUCCUGGCUGGGCCAGCCAGUAGCCGAAGUGCUUCGAGCAUCCUCUGUUCCUCCGGGGGAGGCCCCAAUGGCAUCUUCACUUCUCCUAGGAGGUGGCUACAGCAGAGGAAGUUCCAGUCCCCACCUGACAGUCGAGGCCACCCCUACGUCGUGUGGAAGUCUGAGGGUGAUUUCACCUGGAACAGCAUGUCAGGCCGCAGUGUACGGCUGAGGUCAGUCCCCAUCCAGAGUCUAUCAGAGCUGGAGAGGGCCCGGCUGCAGGAAGUGGCUUUUUAUCAGCUGCAACAGGACUGUGACUUAAGCUGUCAGAUCACCAUUCCCAAAGAUGGACAAAAGAGAAAGAAAUCUUUAAGAAAGAAACUGGAUUCACUAGGAAAGGAGAAAAACAAAGAUAAAGAAUUCAUCCCACAGGCAUUUGGAAUGCCCUUAUCCCAAGUCAUUGCAAAUGACAGGGCCUAUAAACUCAAGCAGGACUUGCAGAGGGACGAGCAGAAAGAUGCAUCUGACUUUGUGGCUUCCCUCCUCCCAUUUGGAAAUAAAAGACAAAACAAAGAACUCUCAAGCAGUAACUCAUCUCUCAGCUCAACCUCAGAAACACCAAAUGAGUCAACAUCCCCAAACACCCCGGAACCGGCUCCUCGGGCUAGGAGGAGGGGUGCCAUGUCAGUGGAUUCUAUCACCGAUCUUGAUGACAACCAGUCUCGACUACUAGAAGCUUUACAACUUUCCUUGCCUGCUGAGGCUCAAAGUAAAAAAGAAAAAGCCAGAGAUAAGAAACUCAGUCUGAAUCCUAUUUACAGGCAGGUCCCCAGGCUGGUGGAUAGCUGCUGUCAGCAUCUAGAAAAACAUGGCCUCCAGACAGUGGGGAUAUUCCGAGUUGGAAGCUCAAAAAAGAGAGUGAGACAAUUACGUGAGGAAUUUGACCGUGGGAUUGAUGUGUCUCUGGAGGAGGAGCACAGUGUUCAUGAUGUGGCAGCCUUGCUGAAAGAGUUCCUGAGGGACAUGCCGGACCCACUUCUCACCAGGGAGCUGUACACAGCUUUCAUCAACACUCUCUUGUUGGAGCCGGAGGAACAACUGGGCACCUUGCAGCUCCUCAUAUACCUUCUACCUCCCUGCAACUGCGACACCCUUCAUCGCCUCCUACAGUUCCUCUCCAUCGUGGCCAGACAUGCCGAUGACAACAUCAGCAAAGAUGGGCAAGAGGUCACUGGGAAUAAAAUGACAUCUCUAAACUUGGCUACCAUAUUUGGACCCAACCUGCUGCACAAGCAGAAGUCAUCAGACAAAGAAUUCUCAGUCCAGAGUUCAGCCAGGGCUGAGGAGAGCACGGCCAUCAUUGCUGUGGUGCAGAAGAUGAUUGAAAAUUAUGAAGCCCUGUUCAUGGUUCCCCCAGAUCUCCAGAACGAAGUGCUGAUCAGCCUGCUAGAGACAGAUCCUGAUGUCGUGGACUAUUUACUCAGAAGAAAGGCUUCCCAAUCAUCAAGCCCUGACAUGCUGCAGUCGGAAGUUUCCUUUUCCGUGGGAGGGAGGCAUUCAUCUACAGACUCCAACAAGGCCUCCAGCGGCGACAUCUCCCCUUAUGACAACAACUCCCCAGUGCUGUCUGAACGCUCCCUGCUGGCUAUGCAGGAGGACGUGGCCCCGGGGGGCUCGGAGAAGCUUUACAAAGUGCCAAGGCAGUUUAUGCUGAUGGGCCACUUGUCCUCAUCAAAGUCAAGGGAAAGUUCUCCUGGACCAAGGCUUGGGAAAGAUCUGUCAGAGGAACCUUUCAAUAUCUGGGGAACCUGGCAUUCAACAUUAAAAAGUGGAUCCAAAGACCCAGGAAUGACAGGUUCCUCUGGAGACAUUUUUGAAAGCAGCUCCCUAAGAGCGGGGCCCUUCUCCCUUUCUCAAGGGAACCUGUCCCCGAAUUGGCCUCGGUGGCAGGGGAGCCCCGCAGAGCUGGACAGCGGCACGAAGGUGGCUCAGAGGACUCAGCCCGCGGCCCCCGCGAUGGAGGGCAGGGCCCACACUGCGGUGCCGCGUGCUUACAGUACACCCCAUGUCCAGGGUGGCAGUGGGAAAGCCGAGCGGCCCAUGGCCAGAUCUGAGCAGUACUUGAUCCUGAGCGGCGCCCACGACCUCAGCGAGAGCGAGCUGGACUUGGCCGGGCUGCAGAGCCAGGCCACAUCGAGGUGCCAGAGACCCCGUGGGAGCACGAGGGAUGACAAACGGCCCCCGCCUCCGUACCCGGGCCCCGGGAAGCCCGCAGCAGCAGUGGCGGCCUGGAUCCAGGGGCCCCGGGAAGGCGCAGGGACAGCCACGGACCAGGGAGGCCAAGAGGCCGAGCAAGAGCAGCAGGCCGCACAGAAAAAACUGAGCAGUGCCACCUCCCUGCCAGCGGGCAACCAGGACAGUCCGCGCCUGGGGGACGCUGGCUGGCUCGACUGGCAGAGAGAGCGCUGGCAGAUCUGGGAGCUCCUGUCUGCUGACAACCCCGAUGCCCUACCUGAGACGCUGGUCUGAGCCCACACCCAGCCGAGCCCCUCCUGCCCCGCGCCCUCCCCGCCCCGCCCUCCAGCCCAGGGGAAAACGUGGGUGGUGGCCACUGGCACACUUAGUGUUCUUCUUUCAUACUUCCCAAAAGCAACACGAGAAAUCCGGUUCACCUAUAGAGGUAGAGCACUCACGCCCCUGCCAUUGAGAAUAAGGUUCCAUUGCAUAGCCAGCCUUAGGAAAAACAACCCAAACCGAAUGGCAAUGUCCAAUAUAAAAAAGUCCCUCUUGGCUCUAUAAUAAGAUACAACUCUUGCUUUCAUAUAGCCUAACUGUAUUUAUAUGUCUUCAGUUUUGACUAUUGUAUAUUCUGUAACAGAUUAUGUAUGAUAAUCAUAUAUGAUAUAUUCACAAAGAGAAAACAAAAUGAACAUUUAAAAAAAUCACUUAUUUUAAGCAAUGAAAUAUACUAAACAAUGAGAUUCUAUAGAAUGUUCUAGAAUAUGCACAAGCGGGUUUCUGUGCUUUUGCCAUAGCUUUAUAACUGGGGAUAACCCUUCCUUCAAUACCUAACAAAAACACUAACAAGAUGAAACAGAAGAUGAGAAGCCAUAUUUUUAUAUGAGUCAGAUACAAGAAGAAAAAUCACUGAAUGCUUUUUGAUAUUGAAUACGUAUUAUGGAAAAUGUUAAAUCUGAUAGAUUAUGAAAUAUAUUUUUAGAACUUGUUUAGAAAUGACUCAGCCAGACAAGAAAAAGGCAGUGCCUCACAAAGAAAUUAAGAAGUUGUCUGUCCCACUUUACGUCAAAUUCAGUUUUAUAUAGGCCGUAUAUAAUAAAUAUUUAUAAUGUAUAAUUUUUAUGUAUUUUUCAAAACUGCAAACUGGAAUCCAACUAUAAAGUGUUUAAGAAUCUAAAUACAAUAUUCAAAUUAUAGAACAUGUUUUUCCCUUUGCCCAGAAUCAGUAUUUGCCAAAUUACACACAAUUCUUUAAAAACUAAAUCACAUUUGGAAAAAAGCCUACAGCUUUGUGCUUACAUUGUGCCAAAGGCUGGGGAAAUGUUUUCUUUCUUAAUUUUAUGUGUAUUGUAAAAUGUUCCUACCGUACUUUAGUAGUAAGUUUUAAGUUUUUCAAUUGCAUAACUGUUUUUGACCAGCAGAUGGCGAUUCGCUUCAGUAUUUUACGCGAUUUUUUUCACUUCUGAAGGGAAAGUGUAUUAUAGAAAAAGAUUUUUUUUUUUUUUUACAUAUAAAACAUGCUACUCUUAAUUGUCAUGUUGGUGAUAAAAUUUUCAGUGGUGUUUCUUAAGGUUCUAUCUUGUGCCAUGAUGAAUAAAAGGUUAAGCAAA
Saimiri boliviensis boliviensis (Bolivian squirrel monkey) is the source of this 5383-nucleotide messenger RNA. RefSeq names its product Rho GTPase activating protein 6 (gene ARHGAP6). Gene Ontology annotation, biological process: signal transduction. The record is from RefSeq and is a predicted model, not a curated record. Lineage: Eukaryota; Metazoa; Chordata; Mammalia; Primates; Cebidae. Gene Ontology annotation, molecular function: phospholipase binding; phospholipase activator activity.